AUGCCCUCUCGGAUUUUCUGCUCUCUGGCCUUCUUCUCCCGUGUCGUACUGUGUUUGUUCCUAGUCCAUUCGCAACCAUGCCUGCUCCCAUCACCACCCCAAGCUUCACGCCCCUGAAGAACACGGCGAUUUUCAAGCCGUUGCAACUCGGCAAGCUCCAGCUCGAGCACCGCAUUGUUCAGGCUCCUCUGACCCGCAUGCGGGCUCGGAAGGAGGCCGACGGCGUCUUCGUUCCCCACGAGCUCAAUGUGGAAUACUACAAGCAACGCGCGAACAAAGGCGGCCUCCAGCUGACCGAGGCGACCGACAUCUGCCACUACGCCGGCGGCUACCCCGGCGUCCCUGGAGUCUUCACCCCCUCCCAGCUCGCCGGCUGGAAGAAGGUGACGGACGCCGUGCACUCCAAGGGCGGCUACAUCUUCUGCCAGCUCUGGCACACCGGACGCGCCUCUCCGCCAUCCUUCCGCAACGGAACAACGCCCGUCAGUUCCAGCAACAUCCCCAUCUCGGGCAAGGCCCUCGACGGCACCGACUACGCCGCCAACCCGCCCCGGCCCUUGACCGUCGACGAAAUCCACAGCAUCACCGACGAGUGGGCCGCGGCAGCCAAGCGGGCCGUGGACGAGGCCGGCUUCGACGGCGUCGAGAUCCACGGCGCCAACGGCUACCUGCUCGACCAAUUCCUGCACGACAACGUAAACAAGCGCGAUGAUGCCUACGGCGGCAGCAUCGAGAACCGCUGCCGCUUCCCGCUCGAGGUGCUGCGCGCCGUGGCCGCGGCCAUUGGCGGCGAGCGCACCGCCAUCCGCCUCAGCCCGUACAACUACUUCCAGGACACCAAAGACAGCAACCCCAACGCGCACUGGGCGUACCUAUGCCAGCAGAUCGCGACGCUGCCGGCCAAGCCAGCGUACGUGCACAUGGUCGAGCCGCGGUUCGACGAAGCGCUGUCCGAGCAGGCGAAGCUGGACGCGCUGGCAGCGUACACGGCGGCGGCGGGCGAGGGCGUCGAAGCCGAGGCGACGGCGACGGACAAGGCGCCCAACUCGCUCGUCCCCUUCCGCCGCAUCCUCGCCAAGGGCGGCGUCAAGUUCCUGGCCGCCGGCGGCUUCUCGCGCGACAAUGCCGCGCCCGUCGUCGAGAGCGGCGACGCCGACUGCGUCAUCUUUGGCCGCUGGUUCAUUGCGAACCCGGACCUGCCUGUGCGCCUGGCCGAGGGCUGGCCCCUGAACCCCUACGAUAGGGACUCGUUCUAUGGCGCCGACCCCCCGAGCAAGGGCUAUGUCGACUAUCCUUUUUUUGAGGGCAGCGCGUGAGAGAGGGAGACAUGGUUGGUUUUAGCCGGCGUAUCUAGAGCAAGCAAGGCUAGACAUCGAAGAAGCGUAGUACACCUAGAUAGCAGGCAGUGAAUUGGAGAGAGCGAAGAUAACAAAAACAAUACCUACCUAC
This is a messenger RNA of Aplosporella prunicola CBS 121167, 1449 nucleotides long. RefSeq lists its product as uncharacterized. Bases 78 to 1316 code for a protein of 412 amino acids. The transcript has 2 exons. Gene Ontology annotation, molecular function: FMN binding; NADPH dehydrogenase activity. The record is from RefSeq and is a predicted model, not a curated record. Lineage: Eukaryota; Fungi; Ascomycota; Dothideomycetes; Botryosphaeriales; Aplosporellaceae.